Messenger RNA from Brassica oleracea var. oleracea, 1173 nucleotides. RefSeq names its product 5'-methylthioadenosine/S-adenosylhomocysteine nucleosidase 1-like. Lineage: Eukaryota; Viridiplantae; Streptophyta; Magnoliopsida; Brassicales; Brassicaceae. The record is from RefSeq and is a predicted model, not a curated record. Gene Ontology annotation, molecular function: methylthioadenosine nucleosidase activity. The coding region runs from base 232 to 573 and encodes 113 amino acids. Gene Ontology annotation, biological process: nucleoside metabolic process. The transcript is spliced from 4 exons.
AAAUUAAUGGUAAAAUUUGCUAAGAUUAAUGUCAUUAGGUAGCAAGCACAGAGACAGGAGUAUGUAUUUGGUACAAGGUCCGUGGUAACACGCAAGAGAGAGGACCCAAAAGGGAUUGGAAUAACAAUCGUAUCGUAUCGUAUUCGCUUGCUGGCCGUCUCUUUUAGUAGAGGGAGGCGGCUUUCUGAGAAGAAUCAAAACGCAUAACGAGACAGAGAGAGAGGAAGGUAAAUGGGUAGUGAUGGAGAUGAAGCGACUGACAUCGAAUUGGAGAAGAGUCUUCGUCGACCUAUCUCCACGGUCGUCUUCGUCAUCGCGAUGCAAGCGGAGGCUCAACCUUUGGUCAACAAGUUCGGACUCUCUGAUUCUCCUCCGCUUGGUGUUGGUGGGAAAGGACUCCCAUGGGUUGUCUAUCAAGGUUUUCAUAAACAUCUUCGUAUCUAUGUUGUCUGCCCCGGCAAGGAAUCCUUCUCAAGGAAGACUAGUCUCUCUCGCUUCCAGGGGUUGAUUGUGUUGGAACUGUUCCCUGACAUUCUCAUCAAUGCCCGUACCUGCGGUGCCUUUAAGCUUUAAGGAGCCAACAUUGGCGAUGUUUUCCUUGCCUCUCAUCUUCUCUUCCACCAUCGUAGAAUACCUAUCCCUGUUAGUUUCCUUUCUUACCUUCCUUUUUUUUUUAAUCUCUCUACUGAUUCUUUUUCCCCCCAUUUUGAUCUCGCAUUGUGCAUCUCUUUUUAGAUGUUUGAUCUGUAUGGAGUUGGUCUUCGUCAGGCCUUUUCAACCCCCAAUCUCCUCAAGGACCUCAAUCUCAAGGUUUAUUUAAUAUUAUAACCUCAAACCUGCUGUUUGUUUUUUUUAUCAGAUUGGCACAGGUUAUCUACUGGUGACUCCUUGGAUAUGUCUACACAAGAUGAAUCACUCAUCAUCUCUCGUGGCUCUGGAGCUUCUGAAAGUACCAGUAAUGUUUUUAAAAGCAGUGACCGAUCUGAUCGACGGGGAUAAACCCACGGCAGAAGAAUUCUUGCAGAACUUGCUCUUGAGGAAACUGCCACUAAAGUGAUCAACUUCAUCAACGGGAAAACCCUAUCAGACCUUUAACUAUCAUAUCUACUUGUCUUUUUAACAAACUGUCAUUGAUUCUUUGCCUUGUGUUCCAACAUCAUUUCGUAUCAAUUA